Molecule: messenger RNA, 978 nt
Organism: Zeugodacus cucurbitae (melon fly)
Lineage: Eukaryota; Metazoa; Arthropoda; Insecta; Diptera; Tephritidae
Product: dTTP/UTP pyrophosphatase
Exons: 4
Coding region: 147-806 (219 amino acids)
Molecular function (GO): nucleoside triphosphate diphosphatase activity
Source: RefSeq, a predicted model, not a curated record
AUGUUUUUAGUCCGUCCAUUUUUUUCAGUGUAAAAGCGUGGGAUUCUAUUCUGCCAUACUUUACUGUAACACUGCCAUUCUACAGAAACUUGUGAUAACGGUGUUGUUUGUAAAAUUAUUUUGUUUUAAAAGUAAUAGUAUUAAACAUGUUGGCAACGGUUAAACAUUUACUCGCUCGGAAGCGUAUUGUAUUGGCAAGCAGUUCUCCUCGACGCCAACAGCUGAUAAGGUCCAUUGGACUCGAUAUUGAGUUGUGUCCAUCAAAUUUCGAGGAAAACUUGGACUAUCAUGAUUUUAAAGAGUUCGCUGAGUUCGUUGAAACCACAGCGGAUGGCAAAGCUGAAGAGGUCUAUCAACGAUUGCAUGCUGCUGAUCCUACAGCGGAUUUAUUGGUUAUAGGCGCUGACACAAUGGUCACAAUGGGUGAAGAGGUUUAUGGCAAGCCGAAGGAUGCGGCCGAUGCUGUACGCAUGCUGACCAAUCUCUCUGGCAAAUGCAAUCGCACUCAUACGGGUAUUUCCUUGCGUCACAGUAAAGGUAGACGACAUUUUACUGAAACCACUGAUGUAUAUUUCGGUGUAUUGACCAAAGAACAAAUACAGGACUACGUUGAUAGCGGUGAGCCGCUCGAUAAAGCCGGUGCCUAUGGCAUACAAGGAAUUGGUGGCUCUUUGAUUGAAAAAAUUGAAGGUGAUUAUUACUGUGUAAUGGGUUUGCCAUUACAUCGCCUGUGCAAGGAAAUAUGCGCCUUGCUUGAGGACACCCAAAAUGACUGCCCACCAGAAAAGAAAGCUAGAGAAGAGUGAUGUGUACAAUGGAUGCUAGUUAAUUUAUUUGCUGCCGUUUUAUAUGAAACCCACAGAAGCUAUGUUUUAUGUGAUCACUUUAAAUACUAAUGUGUUAAAAGCUAUGCAAAGUGUUGAAAUACAAAGAAUAUUUUGUGUGCAAUAAAUAUUUAUGAGUGAGAUAUGCAAUUAU